UGUAGCAAGGCACCUUGGUACGCAUUGCAGUUUCAUUUAGUAGUGUGUUAUAUACCGUGAAGUUUUAUAAAAUAGGCAUUUGAAUAGUGCAAGUGACCUCUGCAGAAUUCAGCGAACGUCAUGCGACGUGUGAUGUACUUUUAGCAUUCUCGUUUAUUAGAAACACAGAGCCAAAAUUUAUCUACGUGUAAUAAAUAUGCAUUCGAAUAGUGCAAGUAACCUGCAGAAUUCAGCAAACAUAUGGUCUGUCGUAGAAUUUGUGGAACAACUACAUGAAAUAGAAGUUGUACCAAUUUCAUGGCUAGUUGUAUUGAAUAAGCAAAAGACUUUAUGUAAAUGGCCGCCUAAAAAUCCCAGGAAAUAUAUUCGGAACAAUAUACAACCGGACAGCAGCUGGAAAGAGUACAGAGUGCAAGUUUUGAUUCAAAGUGAUUCCUAUCAGAAAGCUUUAAAUUAUGCGAAAAAGAAAUCAAAUUCAGAGACGGACACAUCAUAUUACCAGCUAGGAAAAGGUAAACGAAGAAAAAAGCACAAAAGCCAAGAUGUCACUGACCAUUCCGAUAGCGAAUCUACACAGAGAAUGACACCGCCUCCUUCUAUAACCAUUCCUCACGAUACAUGCACAGAUCCAU
This is a messenger RNA of Linepithema humile (Argentine ant), 632 nucleotides long. RefSeq lists its product as uncharacterized. Lineage: Eukaryota; Metazoa; Arthropoda; Insecta; Hymenoptera; Formicidae. The record is from RefSeq and is a predicted model, not a curated record.